Messenger RNA from Neocloeon triangulifer, 2301 nucleotides. It is a transcript of the gene Rab27, whose product is annotated as ras-related protein Rab-27A. Gene Ontology annotation, biological process: centrosome duplication; melanosome transport; spindle assembly. Bases 308 to 976 code for a protein of 222 amino acids. NCBI's taxonomy places the organism in Eukaryota, Metazoa, Arthropoda, Insecta, Ephemeroptera, Baetidae. Gene Ontology annotation, molecular function: GTPase activity; GTP binding. Gene Ontology annotation, cellular component: secretory granule; centrosome; melanosome. The record is from RefSeq and is a predicted model, not a curated record. The transcript has 6 exons.
AUGCAGCAGCACAGAAGGCGCAACAGCCUCGUCGACCCACAGGCGGCGGUGCUGCUAUCGAUUCAGGCACGCCGUGCGCCCGUGUGUCAGUGCGAGUAGUGUCGGAGCAUUCGCCGCCGCCGCCGCCGACACAAAACGCAGACCCUCAUUCGGAACAUUUAAAAUAAUCAGCCAUGCACCUGCGAUAGCGCCAGGUGGGCUCAGCCGUCAGCCGCCCGCCGCCGCCGCCGCUCCUCGCCUGCCAACAGGUGCAACAGGUCCUUCUUCCGAGGGCCGAUAUUGUUCCGGGGCCACCCGAGUCCUCGCGAUGGACUACGACUACUUGCUGAAGUUCCUGGCCCUCGGCGACUCCGGCGUUGGCAAGACGAGCUUCCUCUUCCAGUACUCAGAUAACGUGUUCCACGAGAAGUUUAUUUCGACGGUCGGCAUCGACUUUCGGGAGAAAAGGCUGAUUUAUAGACCACCUACAGAGGAUGGGUUUCUUAGUCAAAGAGGUCAACGCAUUCAUUUGCAGCUUUGGGACACAGCUGGACAAGAACGGUUUCGCAGUUUAACAACCGCCUUCUACCGCGACUCGAUGGGAUUUCUGCUCUUGUUUGACAUCACCAACGAGCAGUCCUUUGUCUCCAUCCGCAACUGGCUGGACCAACUAAAGACGCACGCUUACUGUGACGACCCAGAUGUCAUUUUGUGCGGCAACAAGGCUGAUCUCGAGGAGGAAAGGGUCAUCAGCGAGGAGCGUGCACGGGAAACUGCCAGGAGAUACGGAUUGGUUUAUAUGGAAACAAGUGCAGCCUCAGGUCAAAACGUUGCCAAAGCCGUGGAGCUUCUGGUGGACAUGGUGAUGAAGCGCAUGCAGCACUCAUUGGAACAGCCACCUUUUGUCAGAGGGAGUCGAGGACUUCCUCGACCUGGUCAGGACCUCAAUGACUGGAGCUCCGAGAAUGGAGAAAAGUCGCGCUGUUCUUCGUGCUGAACAAUUCCCUCUUAACAAGUGACUCCACCCUGACUUGUAUGAUAAUGAUUUCCCCUGCUUUAACGGUAAGACUUAAAUAUUGUAUAAUUAUUUAGAAUAUGAAUCAAACUUGUGAAGCAAAAUAUUCAUGUAUUCUGCAACUUUUGUUGUGUUGAAAAGAAAAUCAAUUGAAUAAAUAUCAGGCCAAAUUUUAUGUUGUUGGUGUGACAGUUGAAGAGCUUUAAAAGUAAAUUCAUACGUAUUUGUAUAUUUGUGUGAAUUGAUGAAGUGUUGUUUGAAAUAUUUGUACUAAACUCUAAUACAUGCAUUUAAAUUUAAAUAACCUUCUCAACUACUUGCACUUGAAAAAAAAUCUGAAAUUGAGGUGAUACAUAGUUGAACAAGAACCAAAAUGUGCCCUUUGUACAAAGAAGCAUUUAAGAAUAUAUUAAAAAAUAUUAAAAACCGAAAUUAAUAGUAUAUAUAAAUAUUAAAUAACUCGGAAAUUUUUAAGAGCUUCAAAAAAUUCCUUACGCAAAUUCAUAAUCAAUCGAAAAUUCUCAAUUAAAAGAAUUUAAUUUAAGCCUCUUUUAUAUCAAUUUAUUUGAAAUUCUUAAAGUAUGGAGCAAAACGUUCCACACUAACUUCAAGGACAUUCCAUUAAAGUUAAGAAACUGCUGAAGCGCUGCCACUGCUGGUUUAUAGUAUUUAAAUGAUCUACUCUUGAAACUCCCCUGUUUCUCUUCCGGCUUAUUCUGCGCCUCGUCUUACCUCCUUGUUAAUCCUUUUCUAACACUAAUGAAGAAUAAUUAUUCUACUACUAAAAAGCUUUACUUAAGCUGCUCUUGAAAAUAAAUUCUUCACAUUAAAAUUCCAAAAUGAUAUUCAAUUUAAGGCUAAGGCACUUUACUGUGCUAUCCAACUUCUCAAUUUUUUGGCAUUUCAUAAUUAAUCCAAAAUAUAUAUAUAUGGACUGUUUUCAUGCAUGCAUAUCAAUUUAUUACAUGUUGUAUUGCGCAAGAAUUCUCAAAAAAAUUUUUAGAGAAUGUUCGAUCUGCUGCUAAUUUUUGACAAAUUAUGAAAAAAUAUACUAUAAUAUACACUUGUUGCUAUUCCGACUCUAUUUAUCUGAAAACUUAUGAACUCUGUGAAGUCAGCAGCAUCAUUUUGAUUGCUGCUUAUCCUGUGAAAAUAUACUAUAUAUUAUACUGUGUGGAUUAUUUAAUUGAAAUACAUAAGAUAUGUAAAAAUGCUAUUAUAUACAAACAAAAUGAUGAACGGUGAAAAAUAAAAGCCGCAAUUAUCUGCUGUAUACAAUGAUCAAGAAAUCAGUUUUUUUUAUUUAA